AUGAUAUAUAAGGUCGGCGCUGACGCUUCUGCUCAUAAGUCCACUGGUGUGCGCACCACAAGCUCCACACAACACUUGCUCCUGAUUCCUAGCAAACACUCAGCAACUAUGGCGAGCCACAACCAACUGAAGACGAGUGCCAUGUUCCUGAGUGGCGCAGUCCUGCUGUUCCUGGCCUCGCUGUCUUGUUCGCUGCCUGUGGACUCCACGUCCUCGGAUCAAGCAGUCAUCGUCAACGGCACACAAGUGGCCAUUGCACCCAUGGCCGACGUGUUCGUGUACUGCAGGGCACACGUGUCCACCACGGACGACCUGCACCACUACAGGCUGGAGUGGCACGACUCCCAAGCACCAAUUCCCUCGUGGAAUAGCAAUGUGGGCGUUUUUUCUCUGGGCAGCGGCACCCACGUGCCUCACGCCUACCUCGUCUUCCACAACUUCAACGGCGCCAACAACGCUGGGACUUACACCUGCAAACUGUUCAAGGGAAACCACCUCGUCGGCUCAUCCGCCGUCACCGUCUCGCAGUCCUCGGCCCGAUAGUCAGAACACAUCGCUUUACUGAAUCUCAAGAGCAUAUUUAUUAGCAGCUAUUUAUUUAUUUAUCCUUCUGUGUUA
Messenger RNA from Penaeus vannamei (Pacific white shrimp), 618 nucleotides. The record is from RefSeq and is a predicted model, not a curated record. Lineage: Eukaryota; Metazoa; Arthropoda; Malacostraca; Decapoda; Penaeidae.